UAAUUCCCUUUGUUUUCCCCUCUAUUUUUUUUAUCAAUGUCCAGUCUUCCAAAACCCCGAUCUUCUCUAAACCAAUCCCUCCCUCUCUUAAACCCCCGGCCUCUCCUCAAUCCUCCCCCGUCAACUGUCGCCGUCACCGUCUCCGACCAACCUCAGCGGCCGUUAAACGCCGCCGUCCAAACUAACGGCACGCUCGGACGGCGAAUCGUCGCUGAAGAAAUGGGCUCGUCGUCCCUAAAGAAGCCCGAAAACCCUAACGGCGAUGGAGAAGGCGGCGGCGCCGACACGUCAUACUUUGAUAUCUACGGUCCUGAUGCUAAGGCAGAUAUUAUCUUCAAAACGCCAACAGCGAAUUCAACGCUAAACCUGCAGGACAUUCAAGGACUUAUCACCUGGGUAAUUGGUGAGGGUAUGAUGCCAUCGUGGGUUUUUGUCAAAAACAAACCGCUUAUACAGAAAGUCAUUCUUCUCCAUGUUCCUGGCCUGGAUGCUGCACUUUACAUGUCAAAUUCCAGCAUACUAUCAAGUUUGAGAAAACGUUGUGGUAAUCCAAUGCCAGUUUUAGCUCUUAGCUGCGUGUCAGAUGAAAUGCAAACAAUCGAUGCGCUUCUAACGUGCAAAAUGAAGAGAAAGCGUGAGGAAGUUGAUUUGAAUUCUCAGGUUCCCAGUCAAACUUCUAAACAAGAAAAGCAAUUCUCCUUUGGUAAUCAGAAGGAUUUACCUUUUCCUGUUAUAUACUAUACGCUUUCAAGGAAGGAACUAGAAGAUAAUGGCUAUUGCUUUAGCCAAGCAGGUUUUCUUUCCACCGUUUCUGCACCUGCAGGGUCUUCACCCUAUGAAAUGCUUGCACUUGAUUGUGAGAUGUGCGUGACAGCAAAUGGAUUUGAACUGACAAGGGUGACUUUGGUGGAUGUUGCAGGUGAGGUGGUGUUAGACAAGCUGGUUAAACCUUCCAACCCUAUAAUUGACUACAACACAAGGUAUAGUGGUAUAACAUGUGAGAUGCUUAGUGACGUGACAACCUCACUCCAGGAUAUUCAGGAAGAGUUUCUUAAAAUUGUCUAUAAAGAGACUAUUCUUGUGGGACACUCUCUAGAGAAUGACCUUUUAGCGUUGAAGAUAUCUCAUGGCUUGGUGAUUGAUACUGCUAUCUUGUACCAACAUCCCCGUGGUUUGAACUACAAAUCGGCUUUGCGAGUUCUAUCACGGAGAUUUCUUUCCCGACUAAUCCAGGUCUCUGGAAGUGGACAUGACAGCGUUGAAGAUGCUAGAGCUGCGAUGGAACUAGCACUUUUGAAAAUUAAGAAUGGGCCGGAUUUUGGUUCCCCUUCAUUCACACGAAGCAAAUUAGUUUCAAUCUUGCGUGAAAAAGGGAAAACAUGCUCUCUUGUGGAUGAUAUACACAUAGUGAAGAGAUAUUCUGAUGGAUCAUGCAAUUCUGUUCCAGUGUUUUCGGAUGAAGAGGCUCUUUCAAGAACCAUAAAAGAGGCAAAAAAUGAAAAUACAAAUUUCAUUUGGACCAGAUUUUCAGCAUUGAGUGCAUACUACAAUACCCAAGCCCAAGAUGAGGAGAAGCUGAGAUGCCAUCUCUCACAGAUCAUCUCGCUGCUGACAUGUAACGGUCGAUCCACAAACCAAGAUGAAAAACUGGGCGUCACAAGCCCUGAAUUGAAGGACAUUCUAAAAUGCAUUGAUGGCAGAAUUAAAAAGCUUUGCAAAGCGUUACCGGUGAAUGCUUUACUCAUAGUUUCAACUGGUCACGGUGAUACGGCUAUUGUUCAAAGAGUAAGGAAGAUGCUGAAUGAGAAUAAGACAACAAUCAGUCGUGAAAACACUGUAAAAGCUCUGGAAGAGCUCCAGGCCAAAGCUGAAGUCGGUCUUUGUUUUGCUGGCGUCAAACAUUGACCGCGUUGCUUUAUUACCGUACGGGCUGCAUUUUUCUCUGGCUGCUGCAGAAAUCAAGAAGCUUGCGAUUUGACGGAGGAAAUUAUUCAAAAAAGUUGUCUCAGUGGCCACACCGGGCUGAAUGUGAGGUUGGGAAGCUCUUUUGGGAAGAGAUGCAGCUGGACGCUGAGAUUUUUUUUUUUUUUUUUUUGUAGAAUGAUUAAUUACACUUCUCAUUGUGAACACUAUUACAAAAUUUUAAGUCACAUGGUUAGUUAU
Asparagus officinalis (garden asparagus) is the source of this 2163-nucleotide messenger RNA. RefSeq names its product small RNA degrading nuclease 5. The coding region runs from base 37 to 1905 and encodes 622 amino acids. The record is from RefSeq and is a predicted model, not a curated record. Gene Ontology annotation, cellular component: nucleus. Gene Ontology annotation, molecular function: exonuclease activity; nucleic acid binding. Lineage: Eukaryota; Viridiplantae; Streptophyta; Magnoliopsida; Asparagales; Asparagaceae. The transcript is spliced from 14 exons.